Pelagomonas calceolata is the source of this 4018-nucleotide messenger RNA. The record is from the annotation of a GenBank genome assembly. NCBI's taxonomy places the organism in Eukaryota, Pelagophyceae, Pelagomonadales, Pelagomonadaceae.
AGAAGGCUGUGGCCACGGGUCCGUGCGGGUCCCAGCUUGGCAACGCCGCCGCCAUUGCUGCCAUUGCCCGGCCCCACCAUGGGCCGAAUGCGGAUAGAAUAGGCUUGCGAGCCGUUGAACGACCCGCUCCGAGCGGUGGGCAGCCGUUCCCCCAAGGUUGGGGCUGCCUGCAGUGAGGGGGUUGCCAGAGCCAAGACAAGGACCAUGGCGCAGGGCCACCGCGACGCCCUCGCCGUCGCGCGGGGCACGGCCUGGGACCACGGCUAUAGACUAGGCAUGCGCAUGGCCGAGGAAGCGCGGAAUCCAUUACCGCCGAAGCGCGCCCUCAAACCAUCCACGAGAAAACUCCUGGCCGCGUUCCCGCCAGCUGCGGAAGAAGUAGACCUAAGGAAGGAGCUCGAUGGAUUAAGUGACGCGGCGUUGUGGGAGGGAGCCUGCGCUCUGGCGGAAGAUGCCGCGCGCGCCGACCAGCGCCGAGCGUUGGAGACUGGAGAAGAAGCCUACCCGCCGGGCGGCGCCGUCGCGGACUGGUGCCAACAAUUUCUCGAGGGCACGUCCGAUAAUAUCAAAGACGGGUGCGCGUGGACGUACCCGAAGCCGGCCACGCGCGGCAAGUCCGUCACGCUAGCUGGAUGGAAAGGUUUGCGGCUGGAACCGCUACGAGCUUUGUCAUUAGCCCUGGGCGACUCGCUGACCGCCGCAGAUCUCUCGCAGACGUCCCUGACGGACAAUGACGUCCAGGCGUUCUGUGCUCGGCUCUUCGCGUUACGAACCUUGAAGAUGAGGGACUGCGAGAACGUCACGAACCAGUCCUGCAUGAAGAUCUCGCAGUGUAUCCACGAGUGCCUCACGCAGUUAGAUGUGUCGGGUUGUACGCAAUUAAAUAGUGACGCGUGUGGUUGGCUUGGUGGGAUAGUAGGUGUGGGAGCGGCGAAGUGCCACAAGCUACUCUCGUUAGACAUCUCGCGGUGCCCCCUGGUCAAGGACGACGCUCUGGCGAACUUGGCCCAGGGCUGUAAAAGGCUGCAAAUGCUAUCCGUCGCGAAAUGUGAACGAGUGACGGACGCGGGUGUUAUCUCACUCUCAAAGGGCUGUGCUUCCUUGAAGAUUCUCGACGUGUCCGACUGCCAACUCGUGGGCGACAAGGCCUUCCGGUCGUUGGGGUUCCGGUGCCACCGUAUGACAACGGUACUCGCGCCGCGAGCUGGUUUGCUGAAAAACACUUCGAUAAGAGCCCUAGCGCAGGGCUGCCCCGGGUUGACCUGCCUCGACGUGGCCGGCGCGCAACACUUGAGUGAGUCGGUCUUCGGGGAACUGUGCUCCGGAGCGCUGGGGAUGCGUUAUUUGAACGUCACUGGGUGUGAGGAGGUCACGUCGUCUGGUUUGAAGGCCUUGAUCAAGGGCAAGUCUUUACUGAAAGGCGCCGGCACCGUCGUGGAAGCGCGGGCGUUCUUUGGGUUCUGUCCUCGGGAAGAUGCUACUUCUGUGGAGCUGACCGAGGCCCAGCAACUCCUCGAGGAAAGGUCUUGUCGGGAGAUCGUGGCCUACUUCCGAGCCUAUCGGAGACGUUGUAAGGCCUCGGACGCGCGCGUGGAGUUGAGGCUGCACGGCGCGUCGCGCAAAAUCGCAAGGAAGUGCAUGGCGUGGCUUAGGAGGAGACGCCAGGCCAACAAGGAACGACUUAAACGAAGAGAAUUCUACACGCGGGAACUCCAGCGGUUCUGGCGGGGCUACUGUGGACGGAGGGAUAUAUGGAACGCGAAGGAGUAUCAGCGCUUACUUAAGUUGCACACGAACCAGGUGAUCGGCUUCCAGGCGUGCUACCGGGGCUAUAAGAUAAGAUUGGUGGAUCCCGCCGGGUGUCUGCCUGCUAUUAGAAGACUAAGAGCGCAACUCAAGAAGUACCGACGAGAUGUUGCUUCUACCAAAAUACAAGCUGCUGGUAGGGGUGUACGCGCUCGCAGAAAGGCCUUAGUUAUGUCUCAAAUAAAGCUGAGGAAUGAGAGGGACGAGCGCGUCGCCGCGGCGAUUAUUCAGUCCAUACUACGAGCUUUGCACGCUAGACAUGAAGUCAUACGACUCCGACUACGACGGGAGCGGUUGGCGGCCUUGCAUGAUCAUGCCGCGCGCGUCGUCACCAAAUUCAUGAAAUGGGCGGGCGGCCAGUCGUUGAUGGCUCGUUUACAGGCCAUCAUGGAGCGCAAACGACGACUGCAAGAAGGAGCGUCGCUCGUCAUGGAGCGGUGCACGCGCGGAUUGUUCGGGAGGCAACGGGCUCGACGUAGGAGGAAGUUCAUGGCGAUGCUCAACGCGCAAGUGACGGUCAUCCAGAAGUGUUAUAGAGGUUCUAGGGUGAUGGACUGGCGGAAUCUGCGCAUGAAUCAUAUUGCGCGACAUGUCUAUGCGCGUCGCGACUUCGAGCAGGCGCAGCGAGCUCUGAACCGACAGAAGAAGUUCGAGGCGUGGCAGGCUGAGUUGGCCAAGGAUUCUUGUAGCGAUUCGGAUGGCGACGCGGGUGGCGAGCUGGGUGCCGAGUGGGUGGAACGGCGGAAUCUCGACGGUGGGCUCGUGUGGGUGCACAACGAGACGGGCGAGAUCGUCACGGUGGAUCCGCGCACGGAUCCGGUCGACGCGGAGCUGAUCGGUUGUAGCGUGCGCGUGUUCUGGCCGCUCGAGGAGCAGUGGUUCGAAGGGGUGUUGGCUCGCUUCCAUAGGCGUAGAAGGAAGUACCGAGUAGAAUAUAUAGAUGGGGACCACGAGUGGAUCGACGUGGAUGAGGCGGCGGACCGGUUGCAGCUGUACGACGCUUCCGGUUCGUGGUCUGAUUUCAAUGUGGCUGUCCGGCCUGCUUUGGCCGAGAGACAAAAUAAGCGGGCCGAGAAGGCGGAUAUUAAGGUUAGGGCGCGGAGACUGGAGGAGGAGACGCGCGCGUGGACUGUAUUACCUGAGAAAGAAAGUGAUGACGAGUAUGACGACGACGACGACGAGGCGGCGCUGGAGCGCGCGCGGGCGAAGAUGGAGGUGGCGAAGGUCGGGAAACGCGAAAGGUGGACCAACUCCCUCACGGGGGAGAUUCGCUUCCUGGGACAGGAGGCGGCGUUCUGGAUGGAGAGUCGCGACGCGGACAAGAACUUCUGUGCGAACGCGGCGUCCUUUCUGGCGCGUCGCUGGCGUCGCCGGUGGCGGCGAGUCGACGCGGGGUCCCCAACGCAGGUUUCGAGCACGGAGAGACAGGGGAAAGAGUUUACUACGAUCCCCGGUUCGCCAAGGAUACGGACGUGCCGAAUGUGCGCCGCUGGAAGCUCGAAUGCCUCAACGCGCUGCGGCCCGCCGUUUACCUUGGUGCAGGUCUCGUGGAAGCGUGGGAUACGGCCGCGGAAGGCGCGCGCGGCAAGAAGGCCCGGCAAGAGACGCUCAAACGCGUGCUCAAGAACGCCAAGACUUUUGUCAGGGACUUGUCGUCGGAGGUUCUGCGGGCCAAGGAGCUCUGGUCAGAGGAGGACUUCGCGGCCGACGCCGAGCUGGUGUACGCGGCCCACACUCUGCAUCGUCUAAACGAGCUGAAGGUCGUAGCGGAGGCCGAGCAGGAGAAGGGCCUCGAGGCGAAACGAAAACUUAUCCGGGAAGCCAAGCGCUUCCAGGGCGUCUGGUGCCGGGCCUGCCGCCACAAGUGCAUGGACCAGCAGGCGACGCACUGUCCUACUUGUGGAGUGCGCUUCACGUCCAAGGGUGUCAUCGCGGUCGGCGACAUCGGUUCCGAGAACUUUCAGGAGCAGACGCGGGAGUCGCGCGCGUCGCUGGCGGAUCGACUGGCGGAGCGCGCGUCGCUGGAGAGCCGCCCGGGGACGGCCGGACUCAUCGAGGCGCCCGCAGAAGAAGUGCAGCCGCAGCCGUCGGUCACGUUCUCGCUGGAGACGGACGAGUCGUCGAACCCGCUGCAGCGGUCGUCCAUCGAGUCGUCGUACACGUAUGGGUCGGAGAGCGUGUCCCAGGAGUAAAUCGCAUGUUUGUCUGAGAA